Molecule: messenger RNA, 438 nt
Organism: Dibothriocephalus latus
Lineage: Eukaryota; Metazoa; Platyhelminthes; Cestoda; Diphyllobothriidea; Diphyllobothriidae
Source: the annotation of a GenBank genome assembly
AUGUCGGCCGCCACAGGCUCAGGUAUCAAUGAAUCCUUCGAGUGUUGCUUCCAGUGCAUCGGCGAAUUGCUCUCAACAGGGAAAAAGCCCUCACCAAAACAUGACCCAAAGUUCAGCCAUUUCUUUCGUGCCCUCGACAAGGACCCCCUGCCUCACACUUUACAAAUACCUCCGAUCCGAAUGGAGCACACAGCAGCUGUGGAACAGGUAAACAAUUCCAAAAACAACUACGAGAUGUUGAAGGUGUCGCAUUCAGCGACGAGGGCGGAAAUAAUAAAAGCCUACAGACGACUGGCUUUCAACUUACAUCCGGAUAAGAACAGUCAUCCCGGCAGUGAGGAGGCAUUUAAACGCAUUGUGGCGGCACGCGCGGCUCUGCUGGGUGAGACAACCCCCCGUCUUGAAAGAAGGAAGAAGGCUCCAAAGAACUUCCGAUGA